Myxocyprinus asiaticus (Chinese sucker) is the source of this 3543-nucleotide messenger RNA. RefSeq names its product inactive dipeptidyl peptidase 10-like. The transcript is spliced from 26 exons. Gene Ontology annotation, biological process: proteolysis. Bases 228 to 2609 code for a protein of 793 amino acids. Gene Ontology annotation, molecular function: dipeptidyl-peptidase activity; serine-type peptidase activity. NCBI's taxonomy places the organism in Eukaryota, Metazoa, Chordata, Actinopteri, Cypriniformes, Catostomidae. The record is from RefSeq and is a predicted model, not a curated record.
ACAGAUUUCUGAAUCAGAACACAUCGAUCACGCUUCCGCUAAAGAUCCGAACGCUUGUUAUCAAUAACGCUCCGCGCGCUCCUCAACGGACACGGACGGAGAUCGCGCGCGGAGUUCCGAUUGAAUGAUUCUGCGAUCCAGAAAACGGCGUCAGAGGGAUCAUACACCGUUUAGGAUAUUUUUAGGAUCUCUCCUUCAGUCGGUGGAAUCUGAAGCGAGUUUUAAUCAUGACGGCCACUAAAGAGCAGCAGAACCAGAGAGCGAAUCCGCAGGACGAGGAUCUGGGUGGCAUGAGUCCUCCGCAGAGAAACUGGAAAGGGAUUGCGAUCGCUCUACUGGUCAUUCUGGUGGUCUGUUCUCUCAUCACCAUGUCUGUGAUUCUGCUGAGUUCAGCGGACAUGCUACCCGGUAGUGACACCAAACUGACGGUGGAGGAUCUUUUCAGCAGUGAUUUCUAUGUGCAUGACCCUGAAGCGCACUGGAUCAACGAAUCUGAAGUUAUCUACAGAAAUCACAACGGACAUGUGAUCCGGUUUAACAUCCUCACAAACGAAACAGAGAUUGUGCUGAAGAACACCACGUUUGAUGCAUUUAAAGCCACCAGAUACUCCAUCAGUCCUGACAUGAAGUAUGUGCUUUUUGCCUACAAUGUCAAGCAGGUUUACCGGCAUUCAUUCACUGCGUCCUACAUUAUUUACAACAUUCACACCAGGGAAGUUUGGGAAUUGGAUCCUCCAGAAGUGUUGAACUCUAAACUUCAGCACGCUGCAUGGGGCGUUCAGGGGAAUCAGCUGGUGUACAUAUUUGAGAAUAAUAUUUAUUAUCAGUCUGAUGUGAGGACUAACUCUCUCAGACUGACAUCAUCAGGGAAGGAGGGCGUCGUCUAUAACGGCAUAGCUGAUUGGCUCUAUGAAGAGGAGGUCCUACACACUCAUAUAGCACACUGGUGGUCACCUGAUGGAGAGCGUUUGGCGUUUCUGGUCCUGAAUGACAGUCUGGUGCCAAACAUGGUGUUGCCCACUUUCACUGGCUCUACUUACCCAAAGGGCAGGCAAUACCCAUACCCGAAGGCAGGGCAGCACAAUCCAAUGGUGAAACUGUUUGUAGUGAAUCUGUAUGGACCGACACACACUCUUGAACUCACACCACCUGAUGAACUCAAACUGAGGGAGCACUAUGUAGUGAUGGUGAAGUGGAUCAGUAAGACUAAGACAGCAGUGCGCUGGUUAAACAGACUUCAAAACGUCUCUGUUCUUACUGUGUGUGACUCCACCACUGGAGCCUGUGUCAAGAGGCAUGAAGAAACAUCAGAGGUUUGGCUCUCCAGACAGAACCAGGAACCGUUCUUCUCACGAGACGGCAGCCGAUUCUUCCUGACAGUUCCAGUGAAGCAGGGGGGACGAGGAGACUUCCACCAUGUGGCCAUGUUCACCUCUCAGGUGCGAACGGAUCAGAACGAGGUGCGUCAUCUUACAUCGGGUAACUGGGAAGUGACAGAGAUUCUGGCGUAUGAUGAGAACGCACAGAGCAUAUAUUUCCUGAGUACUGAGGGUUCCCCCAGACAAAGACAUCUCUACAGUGUGUCAACAGUGGGGUUGUUUCCACGGCGAUGUCUGACCUGUGAGCUUAAUAAAGCUCACUGCACGUUCUUCAGUGCUGUUUUCAGCUCCUCCAGUAAACACGUUCUGCUGCACUGUAAAGGUCCUGGAGCCCCAACAGUGAUCAUACACACAUUGAACACUGCCAAUUAUUAUAUCCUGGAGAAUAACUCUCUGCUCAGAGCUGCUCUCAGAUACAAGAGAAUCCAGCUGACGGAGUUUAGAAGCAUCCAGACGGAUCACUUUGAGCUGCCGCUGAAGAUCACUUAUCCACCCGAUUUCUCUGAGGCCCGCCACUACGCCCUACUGCUGAUGAUUGACGGCGCCCCCGGUGGCCAGCAGGUGAACGAGCGGUACUCAGUGGACUGGGACUCUGUGCUGGUCAGCUCUGAUAAUGUCAUCACGGCUCGUCUGGACGGCAGAGGAAGUGGAUUCCAGGGCCAGAAGAUUCUACAGGAAGUGCACAAGCGUCUGGGAGCAGUUGAGGUUCAGGAUCAGCUUGCUGCUGUUGAGUACCUGCUGAAACUGCCUUACAUCGACCGUAACAGGAUUGGUGUUUUUGGUCAGGCUUAUGGAGGUUAUGUGGCACUACAGCUCAUUAAAUCUUCUGAGAAUGUGUUUAAUUGUGCCGCAGCUCUGUCACCUGUGACAGACUGGAGUUUAUAUGCCUCAGCUUUCUCGGAGCGUUAUCUGGGGUUUCCUCUUCAGGACGACAGUAGAUAUCAGUUCUCUAGUGUACUGCAGAAUCCACAGGGCUUCAGAGAGCAGACGCUCAUGCUGCUGCACGCCACUGCAGACGCAAACAUUCAUUUUCAGCACACAGCUGAACUUAUCAAGAACCUGGUGAAGGUUGGAGCAAACUACACCCUGCAGAUUUAUCCAGAUGAAGGUCACUUCCUGUCUAAGAGAAGCAGGCGACACCUGGCAGCGACACUGAGCAGCUACUUUAGAUCCUGUCUGCAGGAGGAAAUGCUUCCCAUCAGUGAGGAAGAGGAAGAGGAAGAAGAGUGAAGAUGACAUGCAGCACUCAAACACACACACACAAUGGGACAGCGAAACACACUGGACGUCAAGACAAACAUCUUUAAUCAAAACCAUUACACACAGACGCGCACACACACACUCACACACACACACACUCACACACACACACACACACACACACACACACACACACACACACACUACAAUACACACACAAUGGGAUGGCGAAACAAACAUCUUUAAUCAGAACCAUUACACACACGCACAUACACACACACACACACACACACGUACACACAAACACACAACUACUGAUAACUGCUACUCUGAGAGUGUGAACAUGUAUAUGUGUGUAACAGUUAUGAUGGAUGAGUGCAUUAGAGCUGCGUGAGUGUGAGUGUGUGUGUGUGUGUGUGUGUGUGUGUGUUAUUGUUGCUGGAAAUGGAUUUGAUCGCCAAGACAAACAUGAAAAUAUUUCAUGAAAAAUAAUAUCAGAAAUCACUGAGAACUCUCUGAUUGGUUCAUGUGUCGGCCAAUCACAGCACAGACUGCUCCAGCCACUGCAUGAUCUUUUGCUUUGCUUCACUUUCUGUCUGUCUAUUGAGGAGCACUGCGUUUCCAUAGUUACUUCACAGGAAAGAGUUACCGUCUCCAUGACAACCACUCACGGGGAAGAACAGUCAUUUUGUCCGUCAAAACCUCACGGUUCUGCUUGAAGACGGUCAGGUGUCAGAAACACACACGUGCAUGAUGCUCUCUGAUAAGAAAAGAGUGUAUACGUGCAGUGCAUUCUGGGUGCUGUACAGAAGAGUGUGUAUAAACGUAUAUUUUUUACGCCAUCAUAUCUCAUGUCAGCUUAGAGAUGAUCACAGGAUGAAUCCAGUCACUGAAUGUUUUUAAUUAGUUUAUUUGUUUCUUGGGGGCUUUUGUAUCGCUAAUUGUUUAGUUUUGCUGUGUUGAC